Saccharomycodes ludwigii is the source of this 957-nucleotide messenger RNA. It is a transcript of the gene YIP5, whose product is annotated as Yip5p. The record is from RefSeq and is a predicted model, not a curated record. Gene Ontology annotation, molecular function: small GTPase binding. Gene Ontology annotation, cellular component: Golgi apparatus. Gene Ontology annotation, biological process: vesicle-mediated transport. Bases 1 to 957 code for a protein of 318 amino acids. Lineage: Eukaryota; Fungi; Ascomycota; Saccharomycetes; Saccharomycodales; Saccharomycodaceae. The transcript has a single exon.
AUGAGUCAUAAUAAAUAUUCUAAAUUGAAAACUAACAUUGAUGAUGAAGAGGACUACAAUCCCUUUGAAGAUCAGUUAGGUAGUGAAGUUGAUCACACUAGUGGUAAUAAAUAUAACAAAAUCGAGAAUGAUUUAAAUGACGAUGAUUUUUUAUUUGAUGAUGACAAUGACAUUACUAGCAAGAAUUUGGACACUAAUGUUAGUAAUACUACCACCCCUGUGGUGUUGAUUCAACCACCAGCUAUAUCUGCUGAUACAUCUUCCACAACCAAUGCUUCCGGUGCUAUUUCUGGAAGCGCGAAAUACUUUAACAAUAUUACCACGGAAUUACUAAAAAAUAGAAUUAAAUCCACUCUACUUUUAAAGCGUAAUAAUAUUUUUAACCUUGAAGAAAAUGGUGUUGCUGGCGGCAGUGAGACGGUUAGUAGUAACAUCAUUGAACUAUAUGGUCCUUUAUGGAUUUCUUUCACUGUUUUGGUUCUCUCAUUUAUAUUCAAGACUUUCCCAGACAUUGUACCCAGCGAUAACACAACUACAUUAGCCAAUUUUCUUUACACUGGGAUAUCCAUAUUUUGUUAUGAGGUUUUACUAUCUUUUUUUUUAUCAUUUUGGAAGAUAGGAGAUGAAAGUGGUAGUAACAGAUUCAAUAAUUGGGUGAAAUUGAUCAACAUUGUAGGAUAUUCCUUGCUCUGCUGGAUUCCAAUCAUUUUAAUCAAGUUCAUUGUAGUGAAUAUUAUAUUACAAAUUAUUGGUGUUAUGCAUGGUGAUGGUACUAGCGUUACUAUUAAUAGAGUUAAAUUUAUAUUCAAUUGGAUUAUUAUAAUAUUAGGUGGUGUUUAUAGCUGGGGGUAUUUGAACUUACAAUUAUUGUCAAAUCCAAAGUACAAAAAAUUAUUUGUUGUAUAUUCACUAAUUCAUGUGUUAUUUGUGUUGUUAAUGAGAAAAUAUAUGAUUUAA